AUGACUGUUCAAAUCACUGAAUACGAAAGCGAGCUGAUGAUCAUGAGACGUCACAAUGACGAGUUGGAUACACAACUCAAAACCAGUCAUGCCAGAAUCACCACGUUAGAGAACUCGCUAGCGUCCGCUCAGAAGGAGAUUGAUAAGCAGAAAGAGCUGAAUAUGAAACUCCAAAAGGAGAAGAAUGAGAUCAUGAAGUUGGUUGUUUCAAAAUAUUGA
This is a messenger RNA of Anisakis simplex (herring worm), 219 nucleotides long. The record is from the annotation of a GenBank genome assembly. Lineage: Eukaryota; Metazoa; Nematoda; Chromadorea; Rhabditida; Anisakidae.